AAAAUAUAAUUGCACCUUUUGCUGCUACUGUGGUGCGACGCUAGUAACCCCGAGAGCAAUGAAAACAUGCGUUGUUUUUAGUAUUUAGAUGGUAAUGCUUCCGAUAUAUUGGAGAUAAUGACUCCAGGUACUAUAAUUGUAUGUUGGACUAUCGCAGUCAUUUCGAGUUUUAACCCAAUCCAAACAUUAAGCUGCAACAAGGAGUACACCUAUUUCGAAAACUAUAGCCAAAAUGGCUUCAACGUCACCUGCAACGGUAUCACCGCAGGCUACGAACAUGUUCUCGACACCAUCACCGUCUACGGUGAAAUUUCCUUAACUAUAGUAGAUUCUUUCCUGGAAAAUAUCACCCCAAGCAGCUUCAAGAGGAUGAAAAACAUCAAGACAUUGUCCAUAGUAAACUCUCGCCUCCCGUUUGAUCGCGAACUGGAGCUUUUCAGUUGCCUAACACGACUAGAAACCUUGCAGAUCAGAAACACCGAAUUUUAUAUCACCAAUUCUACCUUGAGGCAGCUGAAAACGUUGAAGAAUUUGGAAUUUUCCAACAACAGCAUGGAAACUGUCGAGAGGUCUAGUUUCCGCGAACUUUCCGCUCUUGAGAAGCUAUUCAUAACUGAUAACCGAGUUAGUGACCUCCAAGCGUUAGACUUGUGUCGGUUGAAGGCGUUAAAGGUUUUGAAUGUUCAUGGGAACAAGUUACAAACUGUAGAGGGGCUUGAUUGUAUCCGGGACUCGCUAGCUGUAUUAGAUCUAAGCUCUAAUCUGAUUGCUGGUGUGGACGGCGCGAUCCAAAACCUAACUGCAGUUAAAUACAUCAAUUUGGGAGAUAACAACUUGAGCGACAUAGAAUACAUUUCGUCUCAAACGCUGAGCGAAUUGGAAAGCCUCAUUUUGAAGAACAAUUUCAUCAGUCAGGUUAACGAUCGAGCGACGAGUAACUGGCAAUCGCUGUUAGUGCUAGAUUUGUCGUUCAACGAUCUGAAUCAUUUCGUGGCGAUGAACAAUUCCAACUUGGAAAUUUUAAACUUAGAGCAUAAUGAUUUGCGAAGUUUUCGCUUUGAAUUUUUACCUAGAAUGAAAACUUUAAAUUUGGGGUCAAACAAAUUAUCUACCCUAACCGUAAGUCUGUUAAAUGGAGUGCCAAACUUGGAAGAACUGAUUCUGAAGGACAACUCGGUAAGUCGAUUAUCCGACGAAAUGUUUUUUGGCCUGACCAAAUUGCGAUGGUUGGAUUUAAGCUUAAAUAACCUGACUUCCAUUUCGGACAACUCUUUUCGCGGUUUGGCGAGUUUGGAAGUGCUGAAUAUGUCGUCGAACGCUUUGCUUAGUUUAUCUUAUAUCGUAUUAGAGCCGCUCCGUAAUCUAGACAUUUUGGAUGUUUCUAAUAACAAAAUCACCCACUUUCAGUACGAGGAAAUAAUUAUAAGCAGUCUAUCAGCUUUGUACAUCAAAAAUAACCCGCUGACUUGCGACGUUGUGUCCGAAAUCGUAAAGUAUUUGAAAACGGAAAAUGUUUCCUUCACCGUAAAUGCGAAUCCUGAUUACGGGCGUGAAAAUAUAGAAGGUAUCCCUUGCAGCGGGGCUCAGAUUCCGGAUCAAGCCAGGUUAUCGAAUGUCGGUAUCGGUGUGUUGAUAACUGUUGUUAUUUUUAUUGUGAGCGUAUGUGUCUGUAGGUCCUACGUGCGUAUGAAAAGAAAAAGGUGCAGAUUGGAGGAGAUUGAACUGAUCAACUAGAGUUUUACAUAGCACAUAGCGAACAAUGACAUUUAAACGUGUGAUACACUAUGAUUUACUAAAGUAAAGUAAACAAUUAUUUUCAAAAAAUUAUAAAAUAUGAGGGAGCCAUGUUUGUCGGACAUUCUAAAAAGUUUUUGAAAGAAACUUCUGCAUGCUGUAGGUGCACAUUUUCUGACUUCGUCAGAGCGUUGCCUGAAAAUUUUCAGUUUCUGAAAUGUCAGCGAGAGAGAGUCAACACCGUUCCUUUAUGAAAUACAAUCUUCCCACGUCAAUAAAUAUAAAAAGUUGGCAAUAAAUUUUAAUUACCGUUAUUGUAAUGUUUUAAAAUUUAAAUUUAGGUUUAACAACGGCGAUCCAGUCAAAUCCAAUUAGUUAUUAAGUAACAAAUUCGAAUAUCUUAUUUUCUUAUCCUUCAUAGCUUCCAAUAAGUUUAGUUUGUGUUUGUGAAUAUUAAAAACUCUGAAAUAUUUGUUAAUGCGAUUCUUGGAUGUUCUACAUGUUUGUCCGUAAUAAAUUUUGGUA
This is a messenger RNA of Cylas formicarius (sweet potato weevil), 2259 nucleotides long. RefSeq names its product leucine-rich repeat-containing G-protein coupled receptor 4-like. The record is from RefSeq and is a predicted model, not a curated record. Gene Ontology annotation, cellular component: plasma membrane. Gene Ontology annotation, molecular function: protein binding. NCBI's taxonomy places the organism in Eukaryota, Metazoa, Arthropoda, Insecta, Coleoptera, Brentidae. The transcript is spliced from 2 exons. The coding region runs from base 118 to 1734 and encodes 538 amino acids.